GGGCGAAAGCGGAAACGUCUGCCGGCAGGGGCGGGGCCGACCCGGGCUGCAGCUGUGCUGGGCGCGGGGCGCCGGGCGUGGUUGGUCCUGCAGGAUGCUUGGCAGAUCGGGGUACCGGGCGUUGCCCUUGGGGGAUUUUGACCGCUUCCAGCAGUCGAGUUUCGGCUUUCUGGGCUCGCAGAAGGGCUGCGUGUCCCCGGUGCGGGGCGCCGUGGGGCCAGGGGCCGAUGUACCUCAGAGCUGGCCCUCCUGCCUCUGCCAUGGCAUCAUCAGUUUCCUGGGCUUCUUGCUGCUGCUGGUCACCUUCCCCGUUUCUGGCUGGUUUGCCUUAAAGAUCGUACCCACCUAUGAAAGGAUGAUUGUGUUCCGGCUGGGCCACAUCCGUACCCCGCAGGGUCCUGGCAUGGUGCUGCUUCUGCCCUUUAUCGACUCCUUCCAGAGAGUGGAUCUGAGGACACGAGCUUUCAAUGUUCCUCCCUGCAAGCUGACCUCAAAGGAUGGGGCUGUGCUCUCUGUGGGGGCUGAUGUCCAGUUCCGCAUCUGGGACCCAGUGUUGUCGGUGAUGACCAUCAAGGACCUCAAUACAGCCACACGCAUGACAGCCCAGAACGCCAUGACUAAGGCUCUGUUGAAGCGGCCCUUGCGGGAAAUCCAGAUGGAGAAGCUCAAGAUCAGCGACCAGCUCCUGCUGGAGAUCAACGAUGUGACCAGAACCUGGGGUCUGGAGGUGGACCGUGUAGAGCUGGCGGUGGAGGCAGUGCUACAGCCGCCCCCAGAUGGGCCAGCAGGGCCUACCCUGGAUAGCACCCUCCAGCAACUGGCCCUCCACUUCCUUGGGGGAAGCCUGUCCUCAGGGGGAGCAGGCACCCCACCUCCAGGGCCAGACACCUUAGAGCUGGUAAGUGAAGUCGAGCCAGCGGCCCAACCCACAGGUGCUGGGCCCAGCCCCAAGCAGCCGGUGGCUGAAGGGCUGCUGUCUGCUCUGCGACCCUUCCUGUCGGAGGCACUGGUCAGCCAGGUUGGCGCCUGCUACCAGUUCAACGUCACCCUGCCCAGCGGUUCCCAGAGCAUCUAUUUCCUGGACCUCACCACAGGGCAGGGGCGGGUGGGGCUGGGAGUACCUGACUGCGUCCCCGAUGUGGUGGUGGAGAUAACCGAGGCAGACCUGCAGGCCUUGCUGUGCCAGGAGCUACGGCCCUUGGGUGCCUACAUGAGUGGACGGCUGAAGGUGAAGGGUGACCUGGCUGUGGCCAUGAAGCUGGAGGCUGUACUCAGGGCUCUGAAGUAGCCCCUCACCAAGCAUCAAGCCAGAGGGGCUACGGUCCUGGAAGAGG
Molecule: messenger RNA, 1334 nt
Organism: Suncus etruscus (white-toothed pygmy shrew)
Lineage: Eukaryota; Metazoa; Chordata; Mammalia; Eulipotyphla; Soricidae
Gene: STOML1
Product: stomatin like 1
Exons: 7
Coding region: 95-1288 (397 amino acids)
Cellular component (GO): plasma membrane
Source: RefSeq, a predicted model, not a curated record